This is a messenger RNA of Centropristis striata (black sea bass), 5953 nucleotides long. RefSeq names its product splicing regulatory glutamine/lysine-rich protein 1 (gene srek1). Gene Ontology annotation, molecular function: RNA binding. The record is from RefSeq and is a predicted model, not a curated record. The coding region runs from base 208 to 1617 and encodes 469 amino acids. The transcript is spliced from 11 exons. Gene Ontology annotation, cellular component: nucleoplasm. Lineage: Eukaryota; Metazoa; Chordata; Actinopteri; Perciformes; Serranidae.
UGAUUUUGCUAUAGAAAUGGAAGUGGCCCGGGGUGGUAAUGUGCCGUCCAACUCAACAGGGGGCGGUAGAGCACCUUAUAGUAUAUUGUCAACCCCUGUUAAAUUAUCAAGAAGAAGCCAGAACCUCUCGCUGGAUGUAACUGCAUCGAGACAGAAAUAAAUAUUGUAAAUUAAAUUCUUUAAAUAUUGUUUUAUCAGUUUUGCACAAUGAGCGGGAUACCAGGGACCGCCGUCGUCCAGGUAACCAACUUGUCCUCGGCCGUGAGCAGCGAGCAGAUGCGCACCCUGUUCGGGUUCUUGGGAGACAUCGAGGAGCUGCGGCUCUAUCCGCCCGACAAUGCCCCUCUGUCUUUCUCGUCCAAAGUGUGCUAUAUAAAGUACCGAGACCCCUCCAGUGUUGGUGUGGCGCAACAUCUCACCAAUACUGUUUUUAUUGACAGAGCUCUCAUAGUAGUGCCAUGUGCGGAAGGCAAAAUCCCAGAAGAGGCCAAGGCCUUGUCACUUUUGGCACCUGCCGCCCCGGUGCCCAGUGUGAUUCCUGGUGGGGGACUGCUGCCAAUUCCCACUCCAGCUCCACUUCAGAAUCUGAAUCUUCCCAUCGUGAAUCGGAUUUCAGCUGCUCUGGACCCCACAGCAUCAGCACACAACCAGCCCCCCCUCAUGGGAAAUGUGGAUCCCUCAAAAGUCGAUGAGAUCAGGAGGACGGUCUACGUCGGCAACUUGAACUCACAGACCACCACUGCAGAUCAGCUGUUGGAGUUCUUCAAGCAGGUGGGAGAUGUAAAGUUUGUGCGAAUGGCCGGAGAUGAGACUCAGCCGACGCGAUUUGCCUUCGUAGAGUUUGUCGAGCAGGAGUCUGUUGCUCGAGCCCUGACCUUCAAUGGAAUCAUGUUCGGAGACAGACCGCUGAAGGUAAAUCAUUCCAAUAACGCCAUAGUAAAACCCCCAGAGAUGACGCCACAGGCUGCUGCUAAAGAGCUAGAAAGUGUGAUGAAGCGGGUGAGGGAAGCCCAGUGCACCAUCGCUGCUGCCAUCGAACCCGCGGACAUAAAGAAACGCUCCUCCAGUCGGUCCAGAAGGUUACGUCGGUCCCGCACACGCUCACGUUCCCGCUCACACUCAAAGUCGCACAGGAAAAGGUCACGCUCGAAACACAGACCGGCAGCAAAGUCUUGGCCAAGAAACGACUCCCACAAUGCCCGAAGCGCCAACAGGAGGCGCUCUCGCUCCAGAGACAGGAGACACAGUCGCAGUCGAUCAAGGGGCCACAGGAAGAGGAGUAAGGAUCCGUCGCGGAGCCCUCGGAGGAAAGCCAGAUCACCCUCGCCAAAAAGAGGUAAGAAAGACAAGAAGAGGGAGCGCAGCAGGGACAGAAGGGACUGUUCCACAUCCAGGAAGAGGAGCCGCAAGGACGAGGACCGGAUAAAGAGCAAGUCCAAGCCAAUGAAGGUGGAAAGGGACUACGACAGAGAAGAAAAGGAGGACUAUGAAAGUGACCGAGAAGGCUCAGUCGCACUCAGUGAGGACAUGAUGUCAUCACCCUGCGCCCAGCAUAACGGCAGCUACAAGUCCCACAGUGACGAGUACGCAUCUGUGGGUGCAGACAACUCCAAGUGACUAUUACAGCACCAUGUAAACUAAUCAAUCGCAUGUGUAUACGCUCACAUACACCAGAUCACCACUCACAACAGCGUCAUCAUCAUCAUCAUCAUCAUCAUCUCCCGUCGUACAACCUGAUUUUUACAGCACAUUCUCAGCAACACAUGCAUCCUGUAAUUCAGCUCAUUUUCAGAAUCCCACUUAAAGGGCAAGUGAGCACUCGGUUCAGCAGAGAUCGUCCCAUCUGUCCUGUUUUUAGUAGGAAAGAUGAAGAUUUUAUCAUGCAGAAGGUGCACAGGUGCAAGUAGAAGCUUCCCAAACACAAGGUUGUUCUGUUAAAUUGCAUAAUAUUUUACAGCUGAUAUUGUGUCCACCUACACACAGUAGUUGGUGUGAGUUAAUUUCUUUUGUUGGGUCGCUUUCACAUAUAUAGUCUGACAUUCUUUUUCUAUUGGACAGAAUAUGUCAGGGAAAGAGCUGGAACUUUUUCGCAGACUUUAAUGUUUUCUUGGAGUUUUUUCACUUUUUUGCAGCAUUGAUCUGCUGUGCAAUUGAAUCCAUCUAUCGCUAAAUAAUUUGAAGACUUUGUUGUUUUUGUGUGAUCGUCUGACUUUUAAUGUCUUCAUUAGACCACGUCUGUCCACGAGUCAUUUUUCAACCCUGUUUGUCUGAUAUUGACUCUCAAAUUUCCGCCCAGAUUCAACCCAGAAUGCACUGUGUUUUGGUUCACUUCCUUCCUUUGGUUCACACUGUGUUGUCACCUUCAGCAAAAUUAACUCUGGUGCACUUGGAAGCAAAUAGAGACCGUGAUAUAUAUAUAUAUUUUUUUUAGAGGUUCUAUGGUCUGUACCAGAGUUUAAGCGUUCACACCAGCAAAAACCAAACAGACUAUCCGACAAAACGCACCAGAGUUCAUUUUAAACAAACCAUACAUCUCAGGUGUGAAAGCACCCUUAGUCUUUCUGUAUAGAUCCUAAAAAUCAUCCCACCCCAGCAGAGACGGGGAAGAUUAAUGUGCAGGCACUGAAGCAGCUUCAAAGCUUUUAAAACUCCUCAUAAUCUCGUAGCAGAGACAACAGGAAAAGCAGAAUAUUUGAAUCCAGAUUUUAAUUGUAGCUUUUUCCUCUGACACAUGGAUAUUACCUGAUGAAAAAAAAUCCUCAUUUCGCCCUCCAUCCUGCAGUGACAUCCUGACCACACACUUUAAUAGUCCAAAAAGCCUUUUAAUGCCUCUUAUAUGUUUCCACUGCUCUGCUCGGCUUGAGUCACUAUUUUUGUACCACUAUUCAGUACACCUUCAGUGUGUGUGGAAUUUUCAAAUGUACAGCAUAGUUUUGCAGGCUGCAAUUUAAAAAAAAAUCUGUAUAUACUAUUGAAUGUAGCUUGGCUAUUUAAAAAUGUUUGUGCAAUUUUGUGCAGGAUGUCACACUACUGACUACAAUUCUCUUUGACCAAUCGGUGCUCUGCAGUAUUUUAACUCCACCUUCUAGUAUCAGUUCAGCACACAUGCAACCUCAAUCAAGGUGGUACCAAGAAAAGUACCAGAUAAUGGGUACUGUCAACAUUUUUUGCCCAUAAAAAACAAAAUAGAGUGUAAAUAUGUCAUAAAAUCAUCAGUGUUUAUACUACUGUAGUAUGUAUGCAUUCUCCUAAGAAAUGUUUUAUCUUCAUAUUGCAAAAAGCAAUAUGCAGCAACAAUCUACAGGGACAGGGAUAAGCUGUAUCAUAUAUUAUGCAUAAUUUAUUUGUGAGAUUAGAGCAGCAAAGAGUUUUAAUUGUUUCUGUAUGCUAAACAAGUUGGAUUCCCAAAUGAGUCGGUGAAACAAAAAGGAGCAAACAAGAGUAAGGGUGCAAAAGAAGUGAAGACAUUUAAUCUGCUCAGUAUGUGCACAAAUGCGGGCAUCAAAAGAAAAAAAGGCUAAUCUAGACUGCAACGCAUUUCAAGUUUGUUACACUUCUUCAGGCAGCUUAAUACAAUUUGUUGACAUUUUAACAGCCUCCUUUUUUCAAUUUUGCAUGUCUGAGGCUGUCUUACAAUCUAAACUACAUCAGUUUAAACAUGGCUCCAAAUAGUUUGAAUAACAACUAGGACAUGCUUUCUACCAGAACUAUGCAAAUCCACCUCAUACCUAACAUCUCGUCACCCAUACCUGUAUAAAACUGCAAAGCGAGGAAAGAUCUGUUACUGGAGUCCCUGAAUCUCACCCAACCUAAAAAAUGUGUAUUUAUAAAUCAAUAUAGAGCUACAGCUCAUAGUUAUCGAACAGGUUAAUGUUUUAAGAAUCGUUAUAGUUUGUUCGUAAUGUCUAUCUGUCCACACAGAUGCUUCUGUCUGCCUCUUGAGGGUAAAGUAACUACAGUUUCAGAUGUAACUGACUGAAUUCUGAGCAGCAAAAUUUUGUUUUUAAGGCUGUUUCACAUGAGAUUCUACUUCAGGCACACCAAAAAGCCACAGAACCACUAAUCAAAACAAAGCUCUUACCGCUUUAUUGGUUAAAUACUAUAAUACUGAUACUUUUAGUCGAAAUGUUCUUCUCUUUGACAUUUUUUGACAGCUUGUGUAUGGUUUUUCCUCUUUAUUCUGCUGCUCUGGCUUGGUGUGCCUCUGACAGCAACUUCCCAAUUUUUGCAUGCGUAAGAGUGAAACUAAUGGUUCAUUUCAUAUUUACACAUUUCUUCUAGGUGUCAGAACAUAACAGCCCCUCUUAGUGUUUGGAUAAAAUUAAAACAGUAAAAAAACAAACAAGGCUUGCCCUAUCUCACACUGUUCCAAUUUGAGGUGGUGUUCUUUUAAAUUUUCCCAAUCUGAAGCCUAUUUUUCCGAUUUUCCCAACAUCACAUGAAUGUAGCACAAAUGCCCUAUGUUGCAGUGUUAAUAAAAGUGUAAAAAUACUUAGUGUAUCUGCCCUUUUAUUCAUAUCUGCUCCAAAAUAUAUUGUAUUCUUCCUACCCUGAACCUUCCAAUAGGUUUCAUGAAAAUCCUGCCUGUAGUUUUUCCAUUCUCCUGCUGAAAAACCUCCUUGGCUGAGGUAAAAAUGCUCAUUUGCCCUUUUGUGUGGUGUUAAACAGUGAUAUGAACAAGUUCUCUGUUCUGCACCAUUUCUCUCUGUCAACUUGGACGUCCUGCAAAAUAAACACUGUUAAUUUUAAGACUUGAAGUGCUGUGAUGAUAAAGCAGAAUGGUAUUAUACUGUUUAUGUUUACGUGUAACACUAAUAUAUAUAUAUAUAUGUAUAUAUAUAUAUAUUUUUUUUUUUUAAGAUCCAUUUCUCAUUUGGUCAAUACAUGGGUUUUAUUUUCUGUUUUUCGUGGUUGUACAUUUCUUUGUUUUUUUAUACUUCUGAUUGGUUGCAACAAUGUAUCAUCUUCCUUUUCUUGUUAUUGGUGUAAUGCUGUGAGAUAAAAAAAAAAAAUAUAUAUAUAUAUAUAUAUAUAUAUAUAUAUAUAUUUACGGUUUUAUAGAUUCGAAACAAGCCUAUACUGUAAAAACAACAAUGAUGGUGGUGUGCAAAAUGUCUGUCGGCUCAUAUUGCUCAACAAAGUGAGAUGCAACCAGCGGUCUCGAUGUCAGGUCAACUGCAAGCACAGAAGGGUCAAAAAGUGCCUAGACUCAGAUUGUACAGAAUAUUCUAAUAAAAAAAUGGAGACUUAUUGACAGAUGCAACCUGGAUUUAUUGUUUAGGAUGUUAAAUAGCUAAAAUUAAUGAGAUUUAUAUCUCAUUACUUACUCAUUACUCUAUUUAAGUAUUGUCUUUAGUAAUUAAGUAGAGUAGAGUGAGUAGAUGGAACGUUAAUGGGACUUCUGUGGAUUUGUCUUUUAUUUAAAUAUUUGUCAUUUUUCGGUGUUGCGGUUUCAGUUUGCAGUAUCGUGAUUGUGUCAAAAAUAUUUCUGCAAACUGGGAUCUGUGUUUAAGUUUUGAGGAAAGCUUGUUAUAUUUUUUAAAGCUUUACUUUAAACAGGAGACUUAAAUUCCACCUCGAUGGCUUUUUGCAAAACUUGAUUUGAUUGUAUGUUUUUUCCUGCUUUUCUUUUACGUACACAAAGCUUCAGUUUGAAGUGGUGAGCUUGUGACAAAGUUUAGUAAAAAAAAAAAAAAGCAUUUCCAACACUAACAGUAUGUAAAGAAUUUUAUUUUUUAUAUCCAUGUAUCCACUAUGUGUUUGGUAAAGGCUGUAAACUAUUCGUGGUUUGACUCCUGGGGGGAUUGGGCACUUAUUCGGGACUUGAUGUAAAAGCUUUGGUAACACUUUUUUUGAAGAGCUUGGGUGUGUGUUUGUGGUCCUCCUCAGUUUGAAACUAACGAUACAUCUGAUCUGUUUCCAAAAAACACUCAAUAAAGAAACUUUUCAUUCA